Cyanistes caeruleus (blue tit) is the source of this 918-nucleotide messenger RNA. The record is from RefSeq and is a predicted model, not a curated record. NCBI's taxonomy places the organism in Eukaryota, Metazoa, Chordata, Aves, Passeriformes, Paridae.
UUUGUUAUUGUUGCAGAAACGGCCUCUAGCUUCUGACUUUAGUGGUCCUGUGAUGAGCAAGAAGCGGAGAAUUGCUCACCAGCUCAGUUACAACCAGCCAGCAGCUGAUGGCCACUUCUCUUCCUUGCUGCUGCCUUCCACAUCCACUUCCACUUUGAACAUGUCUCCAAGUGUUGGCUCCGUUUCCCCCUGCACCUGUGAGGUGCAAGAACAAGACAAAUUUCAGAGUUCUAGCAUCCCAGAGCCUUCUGGGGUGCAGGAGGAGAUCCCCAAUUCUAAUGGAAAGAAAAACCAACUGGGGAGGCUGAAGCAGUUGUGUCCCUCAGAAUUCGAUGAAGGCGAAACAAAAGAUACUUCCAUUGCCUCUACAUGCUCUGCAACAGCCAACCAACCAGACGACUUGAGAAAAUACGUAGCCAUAGUCUCCUUGGACCAACGCCAGCGCUACAAGGAUGACUUCAAUGCAGAGUAUGAGGAAUACCAAAAUUUAUAUACUCGGAUUGACAAGAUCAGAGAGCACUUCACACAGCUUCAGGAACAAUGGAAGUCUGUGACCGCAGGCUCUGAAGCCCAUCAGAUGCUACUUCAUCGAAUCCUAGCAGAUUAUCAGCAGAUACAACAGGGUAGCCCCAGCUACUUUGAAAUGAAGAACAGGUGCCUGUACCUCCACAACAAGCUGUCACAUAUUCAGAGCCUCAUAUCUGAAUUUGACAAGCAUUAAGUGGAGUCCUGGCACCAGGCAACUGCUUCAGCCAGAAAUAUCUAUGAACUCUGGAUUUUUGAUUUAAACCAGAAGAUUAGGUUUUUAGGAUUAUUUACAUUAGUGUUGAACAGUAGGUUCUGUUAGCAAUAAAGAGUAGGUUAAUUCCAAAAAAUAUAGGAUUAGUUCAAAGAAAUUUAAUAAGUUUAAGGAUUUCA